Molecule: messenger RNA, 2034 nt
Organism: Clonostachys rhizophaga
Lineage: Eukaryota; Fungi; Ascomycota; Sordariomycetes; Hypocreales; Bionectriaceae
Source: the annotation of a GenBank genome assembly
AUGCAUCAGGCACUUCUUACAGUGGUAGCCAUUACGGUUCUGCCAUUCGUGGCAGCGGAAAUCAGUUGGGACGAGGCCUAUACUAAAGCAAGGGCAGCCGUUGCCAAAAUCUCCAUCUCAGACCAAGUUGGCCUUGCUACCGGACAGGGACGAGGCACAUGCGUAGGAAAUAACUAUCCUGUCGAUUCUAUCGGUUAUCGUUCCCUGCGCUUGAAUGAUAGUCCCCUGGGCGUGAGCCGUGCCACGGUGGCUACGGCUUUCACACCAAGUAUCCACGCCGCCUCGACCUGGGACAAGGAGCUCGUCCGUCAGCGCUCCCAAUUCCAUGGAGAGGAGGCCAAAGCCCUGGGCGUCCAGGUCCUGCUUGGUCCUGUGGCUGACCCGAUCGGCAAGAUACCAGAGGCAGGUCGCAACUGGGAGGCGUGGGGCUCUGAUCCCUAUCUCAAUGGCGUCUAUUCUGCCAUCGCUAUCCAAGAAAUGCAACGGACUGGCGUCCAGGCCUGUAUCAAGCACUACAUUGGGAAUGAACAGGAACUCAACCGCACUACGAUGUCCAGUAACAUCGAUGACCAAACUAUGCAUGAGGUUUAUCUCUGGCCAUACUAUGAUGCCGUUCGUGCCGGAGCCACCUCCGUCAUGUGCAGCUAUAAUAAGCUCGAUGGAGUAUGGGCAUGCGAGAAUGACCAUAUCCUCAACAAGCUCCUCAAGACAGAGCUGGGGUUCCCGGGAUAUGUCAUGUCUGACUGGGGCGCGCACCAUACCACCGUGCUGAGCGCCAACUCUGGUCUUGACAUGUCCAUGCCCGGAUCCGCUUACAAUAGCUCGAGCACCCUAUGGGGUACGAACUUGGAGCGCGCCAUCCGGUGUGGAAAGGUAAAGAAGGAGCGUGUGGCGGAUAUGGCGCUCCGCAUCCUGGCUGGAUACUACAAAACAGGGCAAGAUGGGGGAUACCCUUCGGUUGACUUUACCCGCGAUGUCCAGAGUAACCACGGCGAAAACGUUCGCAAGACAGCCCGCGAUGGCACUUUCUUACUCAAGAAUGAAGGCGACAUCCUCCCUUUGAAGCGGGGCUCUGGAGCAGCCCGAUACCCAUACUUCAUUGCCCCAAUCGAUGCCAUCAGAGAAAAGGCGGCGACUUUCGGGGGCGAGGUGACGCAGAGCGAGACUGACGACCCGGAAGCGGGCGCCAUCGCAGCAAAAGGCAAAGAUGCGGUCAUUGUCUUUCUCACAAGCUUCGGAACAGAAGGUCGUGAUCGGUUUAGUACAUUGGCACCGGAUGACAAUGGAUACGACCUCGUCCAAGCGGUGGCAGAGGCCAGCGAGAAUGUCAUCGUCGUGGUACAUGCCGUCGGGCCUAUCAUUCUCGCACCCAUAUUGAAGCUUCCCUCGGUCAAGGCGAUCGUCUGGGGUGGGCUCCCUUCGCAGGAGAGUGGCAACGCGCUGGUUGAUAUUGUCUGGGGUGAUGUGAAUCCUAGCGGCAAGCUGGUAUAUACUAUUGCCAAGGAUGCAGCCGACUAUAACACGAAAUCCGUGCCUACAGAUGAUGACUUUAGUGAGGGUCUCUACAUCGACUACCGCCACUUUGAUAGGGAGGGGAUUGAGCCAGAGUACGAAUCUGGGUUUGGACUAUCAUACACCAAGUUCGAGUACUCCGACAUUGAGAUCAGCUCUCAAGCAAGGAGCGGUCCUGCCAGCGGCGAUAUCGCCCCCGGAGGUCAGAGGGAUCUUUGGGACGAGGUUGCCAAAGUCACUGCGAAGAUUACCAACGCCGGAAAGGUCGCCGGCGCAGAAGCCGUCCAAUUAUAUAUCACCCUUCCGGAAUCAACUGAUUCGCCUCGACAGCUACGUGGCUUUGACAAGGUAUUUCUUGGCCCCGAUGCCUGGGGGACCGUGGCGUUUUCUCUCUUUCGUAGGGAUCUUAGUGUAUGGGACGUGGAGAAUCAAUCAUGGACCAUCCCCAGGGGUACGAUUGUAGUGAAUGUCGGAGCAAGCAGCAGGGAUCUGAGGCUCGAGGGUGUUAUUGAGAUCGCUUAG